CUGCUCUGACGUCAGCAACCUGCAAUUGUGCGAAUGAACUAACGGGAGGACCGAGUCCCUACCGGAGCUACCGGGAGGCAGUAGAGUUACAGAGCGAGUCCCCGCCGCCCGCCCCGGAGGAGCCAAACGGAGGAAGGUCCGACUGAGAACCGAGCGAUGCGAGCGCAGCAGUAGAGGCACAAUAGCGACGAGAAAAGGAGCGAGAAAAGGGAACCGUUAUCGUGAUUUACCGACACAAGACAGACACGGAGACCCACCACCGAGACCACGCAACCAGCUGCGGAGGCUACAUCGUGUUUUAUUAUCCCCCCUUUUGCGCUUUGGAUCAAACCGAGUGGAUCCGUGAUUUAAAUGCUUUAACGGUGCCUCCGUCCCCGGUUUGAGAGAAGAGAGGGAGCUGCCCAGAGAGAAACCAGAGGGAUCACUGAGGGAUCGAAGGCGCAGCGUACAGAAAAAAAGGAGGAAAUAAGGAUUUCCAAAGCAGCUUUUUUGUUUGUUUGUUUCCAGACGCGCAAGUUUCGUUUCUCCACCUAUUUUUUUUUUCAUUUUUCUUCCGUGGAUCCCGGUACCGGUAACGCUAUCAAGCUGUGUUCUCUAACCAUGGGAUGUACUCUGAGCGCAGAGGAGAGGGCGGCUCUGGACCGGAGCAAAGCCAUCGAGAAAAACCUCAAGGAGGACGGUCUGACCGCGGCCAAAGAUGUGAAACUGCUGCUGCUCGGGGCUGGAGAGUCAGGGAAAAGCACCAUCGUCAAACAGAUGAAGAUUAUCCAUGAGGAUGGUUUCUCUGGCGAUGAUGUAAAGCAGUACAAGCCUGUCGUUUACAGCAACACCAUCCAAUCUCUGGCCGCCAUCGUCCGUGCCAUGGAUACGCUGGGCCUGGAGUAUGGAGACAAAGAACGCAAGGCGGAUGCUAAGAUGGUGUGCGAUGUGGUCAGUCGUAUGGAGGACACGGAGCCUUACUCCGCCGAGCUGCUUUCCGCCAUGAUGCGUCUGUGGUCCGACUCAGGCAUCCAGGAGUGUUUCAGCCGCGCCCGAGAGUACCAGCUCAACGAUUCAGCGCAGUACUACCUAGACAGCCUAGAUCGGAUUGGUGCUGCAGACUACCAGCCGACAGAGCAGGACAUCCUGAGGACCCGAGUGAAGACCACGGGCAUCGUUGAGACACACUUUACCUUCAAAAACCUUCACUUCAGGCUGUUUGAUGUUGGAGGUCAGAGGUCGGAGAGGAAGAAGUGGAUCCACUGUUUCGAGGACGUCACAGCCAUCAUUUUCUGCGUGGCGCUCAGCGGAUACGACCAGGUGCUGCAUGAGGACGAGACCACGAACCGCAUGCACGAGUCUCUGAAGCUCUUUGAUUCCAUCUGUAACAACAAGUGGUUUAAGGACACCUCCAUCAUCCUCUUCCUGAACAAGAAGGACCUGUUUGAAAGCAAGAUCAGCAAGUCACCACUAUCCAUCUGCUUCCCUGAAUACAUCGGUCCGGAUACGUACCUAGAGGGAAUAGCCUACAUUAAGUCUCAGUAUGAGAGCAAGAACAAGUCGCCCAACAAAGAGGUCUACUCCCACGUGACCUGCGCCACCGACACCAACAACAUCCAGUUUGUGUUCGAUGCCGUCACUGAUGUCAUCAUAGCCAACAAUCUGCGGGGUUGUGGCCUGUACUGAUGAGUCUUCUCAAUCUUAGCCAAUGAUGAUGGAGGUUGUAUUCGUGGUACCUGUAUGUGCCACACGUGGGAGUGAUGUCAUCCUGUCACGGCCAGUUAAAUUCGGCUGUGUUCAUGAUGUCAUAAUGCUGAUUUACUACCAAGCUGGCCUCUUGCCCAGCUUUGAAUUAAUUCCUCGAUUGAUUGGUUGGUUGGUUGGGUUGGUUGAUUGAUUCAUUGGUUGGUUGAGACUUUUUGUAUACUCUUUUUUAAUUCCCAGAGAAGAACCAGCUGCACUUUCCAGUAACGCUGUGCUUCAGGAAUACAAAAUUCCUGAGAAUUAUUUGGAAAUGCAAUCGUAGAAGUAAGCCGAGCACAAAUUAGGUGCACCCUUCUCAGUCCAGCAGAACAAUAAAGCAGGAAUCCUUCUUCUACCCAGACGUAUUUCUUAUUAUUUUGAAAAAAAUGUGACUAUUCGCUCUUCCGUGCCUUUAGAUUUAUGCCUCGGUCACAUGAAGAACCGAUGUGAAACUGCAUAUAAAUAUGUCAUCAAUCUUAAUCGGGGUCAAGUUCAGUUCACUCCCAGUGGAAGUCGGGGCCGCCUAUAUUAACUGCGUAAGAUUGAAACUGUCUAAACAACAUUAUGUUCAGCCUAGCAAGAAGAAAUUCAAAGAAAACGCUAAAUCAUCCGCAAGAAAAACUGCACAUCACUGCGCACACAUGCAGCCGAGUGAUUAAGGUGAAUUCUCUGCAACCGCAACAUCCUCAUUUUGAUCCCAGCAGACUACCAUUCUGUCUUUCUUCACUUUUUGUUUCUGCCCCUCCGUCGUUAUUUUGUAUGUGUUGUGUAGUUUGUUUUCCUCUGUUGUUGUUUACUGAUGACAGUUGACAGUUCUGAUGUAUGUGGUGCGCUGCGUAGGGUCUGACUGCUGCACUUUUACCUAAGGCCUUUAAAACUGUGGAACUUGAAAAUGAUUUAGCUUAAAUAAAUAAACACAGGUAUGAAUUAAAGCCAUUAUAUAGCAUAAAUGGAAUAAAUUAUUACAGAAGUAGAUGGAAAAUUCAGGUAAUUAUAAUGAGAUGUACAUUAUUUUCACUUUAACGUAGUUCUGUUGGGAUUAAUAUUGAUAUUAUUGAUUUAAUUUCAGUUUAUUUAGCCUGCUAACAGGCUGAGAUCAUUGGAGAAAAUAGUGACACAUUUUAUAUCAUUCUAUAAUGGUGAAAUAUGACAUUAUAGAAAAUAAUUUGCCAUUAGAAAAAUGUUGUUCACUGCUCCUUGACAUGAAAAUAUACUGCGUAAAAAAGUUCCUUUCUUAAGACCCAUAAUGAAAUCAUUAAGCAAUUUUCCAUUUCAUGUUUGUCUCCUUUUUAAUGAGAUAAUUUCUUUUUUACAGUGACUUAUUUAUUAUUUAGCAUUUUGAAGUUCUGCAUUAAAAAGCACGACGCUUUGGUUGGCAAAAACACAAGAAGUAGGACCAGUUAAUAACACCAUGUCCAUUUAUCUCGUUUCUGGCGUUUUAGGAUCGACAUGUAGAAUCAGCCUCAAUGCAGCAAAGCUUUGCUCAUUCAAAACCUGAGGGAGCUUCAGAGAUUAUGGGGGAGAGUGCAGCGCUCACAAUGCUAAAUGUACUAAUCAGACCAAAGUUAAUCCCCGUUAUGAAACAUGACCGUUGUUGGCUAUUGUGCAGCUUUUGUGCCUAAGUGCUUUAUAGAACUGCAUUUUUGAAUUUGUGGGACUUUAGGCUGUGGAUUUUAAAUCUGAACAAUUCUGACUUUGACAAAUCACAGUUAAAGUAUUGAAAAAACACAACGGCAGAGAGAUACGUUGAAUUAAUGCGACAGUUUCAACAAGGAUGGCCUCAUUUAAAAAAAAAAAAAUCCAAAACUGGUGCAGGUAGAAUCAUUUAAUGAUGCUAUAAUUCUGUCAUUCUAUGACUUUGGCUGUUAAGAAGAAAAUAUGUACACCAGAAAAACAUUAUUGGCAGAAAAAUUAAUAUUUUGUAGGGUCAUCUGAUUUGAGCAAUGUCAGCUUGUCAGUUAAUAAAAACCUACCCAGCAUAAAACGGAAUUUUGUUUCCAUGUUGAAAAUUUAGCAGUGCCACAAGGAUUAUUGUUGCAAAUCCUCUGAGUUUUGACUUUGGAUGCAUUUUACUUGGGUGUAAACGUCCAACUGAAGCCAUCUAAUGUUAUUACAUUCCAGAAUAUUGUUAUUAAAGAGGAAACUAGACUUCUACAAGUCCUCCUGCCUCCAUUUUUAUGAAAAUCUAGCCCCUGACUGGAGGCUUCAGCCAAUCACAGGGCUGCUCAGUGAUCAGGUGAGAGAGUAUAAAAAGCAACAACACCCGUGGUGGGAAUAGGAUGUUGUUAGACAGCAGGCUUCCACUCAGGAGGGAAGGGUUCGAAUCCCAUGCCACACCAGAGGUGAAUGUUGACUUUUAUCUCGGCUGGUGUUGUGCGUUCGGAGCACGUGCACACACCCGUGCUUGUUUGGUGAAAGCAGCUUAGGGAAGAGGGACAUAUUUCUCCCAGAUUUCUGCCUACUGCAGGUUUAGUUCAUGAUGAGCAAGCUGCAAUUUUGUGCUAGAAAGAGGCUGCUAUGAUCAUUCAUCCCUGCAGGAUCAGUCUCUAGUUCCUGACUCUAGUUGCACCACGCAUGGCACCACUGUAAAAAUCACUUACAACAAAGACCUACAGGAGCUGGUGCUGACUCAAUCAGACAAUUCCCAGAUAAUGCUUCGAUGGAGGCAUUGAUUUAUUUAUUUAUUUUUUUUUUUUAGAGCCUUGGGGCUGCAUCCAUUGUGUGUGGCUGCACAGUGUAAUAUCCCUGUUGUCCAGCACUCCACCUUAAUAAGCCAGAGAUGAGCUUGGAAAGAUUACGAGCUGCUGAGUUCAUCCUCUGGGAUGAGAAUGUCAGCCGUCCGACUGUUGCUUUUUGUUGCCCUGAUGUUUUGGUUUCUGCUGAAUGAGUUAGUGGAGAGAUGCAUUUAAUAGCAGAAAAAUAUCAUCAGCUCCUCUCUACUCUCUUUAUAAGCAACAGCAUCGCAUAGAAAUAUGGAAAAGCUACUGUGUUUGUUUGUGGGACUUAGUGAGCUGAGUGUGUUUACAGCCCUACUGUUAUAAGUGCUCCCCAGCAAACAGAGGUACAGAGCGUCUUUACUUAUUUAUGACAGGGGCGUUUGCUUUAUUCCACUCAUCUCUCCACACUCACACAGCGAGGGUGUGUCUCCGUUUUCUGCUACAAUUUAAAAAAAAAAAAAAAACAUGUAGAUGACACCAACAGCUACCACAUCUGUGCCAGAUUCCCUAAUGAGACACCGAGAGCUGCCUACGGCUGUUGAUCAGCCUGCUUCGUGUGUGUCUGUUUGUGUAAUUUGUGCGUUUACAGAUUGUGUAUAGUUACCUACCUGUGUGUCUGUUGAUAGUACAGGAAAGGUCACUGUGUGUGUGUGUGUGUGUGUGUGGUUGUGCGUGUACGUGCUUUCAUUGUGAACAUGUGGAUGUGUAGUGUAAGAGGCAACAUCAGCCCAUGGGUGUUGCGGUGGAGUCAGUAUCUGUGGAUUAAUUACCCCGAAGGCACCUGUCUACCCUUUAUACACACACACACACACACACACACACACACACACACACACACACAUGCUAUGAAGACACAAACACGCCCACCGGACUUCAAAAUGUCACAACACCUUCCUUGCCGUUGCCAAAUAAUACCACCGCUUCCAGCCACACAGCCUUCAGUGCUUUUCGGCUCUUUCGUCAAACAAGAAGCCUGCUGCCACUUCUGCUAAAAGUCAUUUAGUUCAUCAUCUUCUCCUCUGACUUCUGCCACAUGAGGAAGGAAAAUGAUCUGUCUGCAUUGGCUGCAUGACUGUUAACAAAUGCGUGAAACCUCAAGUGUUUGGCAUGAAAUUUUCUUAACUUCUCAGCCUCGUCAGUGGUUACACUGGUGCACAGACACUUCCCUUUAAUAGUUUGGUUUUUCAUUUGCAUAAAAGCCAAACCAGUGUUUCCGUGCUUCGUGUCGAAAGAAAAAUGAAACUAUUCUCGGGUUAUUUUAGCUUGUACCACCAUAGAAUCAUGCAUUCCCCUCUCUGUCUUUACUCCACCACUGUGAAGAUAUCUUAGGUGAAUUCAUCGUUUGUUGUGUGAAUAAUCUUGUUUAGAAUCAUUGCAUGGAGACGCUGCAGUUACAGUAAAACAAAGUGUCUUUGUUACCGAAGUUGUUGUGCAGCGUGAUUAUGGUUUCCGUGCCUGAGAGCUUAAAAGCUGCAGCAUAUUUUUAUAUCUAAAAUCUGAAUGCAUCUUGUGUAGCUUACUGCUUACUGCUCCUGCUACGCUUUCUGUGUCGACACAGUAUAAAGAGCAGCCCGCAUGGUGAAAUAUUCAUCCACAUUUAGUAAGCGAGCUCCAAUUCACAUUCAGAUGAAAGGAAAUCCCUACAUUUGUGUUUGUCCUUGGGGUUGCAUUGUGUUUCAGCUUUGUCUUCCAACUUCUUUCAUGCCAUUAUUAACCCGAGGCAACACAGAACAAAAUGUAGUCAUGCUUCUACUGUCCUUCAGCAGCAUGCUACAUUGUUCAGAUGCAUUUCAAAAUUUAAUUUAUUUACAAUACGUAGCAACACUUCAAUUAAAUUUAAAGGCAGUGCUGUGUUUUUGCAUCACUAAAUCAGCUGCUACAAAUCACUUAUUAAGCAACGCUACGAUGUGUUUCACGUAUUCAGCCAACCUUUGAAUGCAUUUCAUUUUUAAAUAGUGUUGAAAUCUCCCUACAGAGACUUAAAAUAUGGUUUGAAAUAUUCCAUCAUAUUGUAAAGAUUAGGUCGUCUGUUGCUGUAAUCAAACAGUCCUCAUUGUGUAGAUUUUAUUGUGUGCACUGAAUUAGAAUUUGAAAAAUAAAAUGUAGCGUUACAAGCAAGGAUGUGAUGUGAUGGAUUGUAAGGUAAAACAAGUUGCAAAACUAAAAGUCGAAUGAAAAGGCUAGAAAAAUAGAUGUGCUAUUAUGCAAGUACAUGUGUGCAUCUUAACAAAAUAUGUGAUUCUAGAAACUGACAUAUGAACUACUUGCAGGAUUUGCUGGUGAAAAGGCAAAAAGCUGACAUGCUAACUGCUAACAGUCUGCAAUGCUUACUGUCAUUCAACAAAAUUUCAAUUAAAGGGGAAAAAAAAUAAGGAGUUGAGCUAGUUAGCUGGAUUGCUGUCAGUUCAUCAGUUAGUUUCUUCAAAUAUUAGUACUAGAAAUAGGGCUUGCUAUUCCUGAAUGCAUUUUUGAAUGACAAACUUCACUAAAUAUGACACAAAAUUAAUUGUUUUGACUUGGGAUGACUUUUCUUCAAAAUUCUCUCUCUCUUUUUUUUAAAGCUGUCGUGGCCAGACCUUCUCAAGUCUCAGGCACAAUAUCAUGAUUUAAAGUAUUUAUGAUGUGAAGUAAACAGAAAAACAAGCCCACUGUGCAAUGAAAGUGAAUCUAUUUUUUUAUUGGAGGAGAACAGUUUGAUAAAGUGCUCUCUGUGUGCUUCAUUCUCGGACUCUCGGUACAUAAAAUGAGAACUGAGUCCUUCAGGAUGGCAAAAACUGCCCAACCUCAAAUACGAACCCUUGAUUUCCUCACGUUGUCAUUAUUUCUUGGCCAUAACCCUCUUCAUUCUGCCCGCCUCAGCAGCUCUGCAGCUGUAAAGCAAUUAGUGGUUUAUAAGGUGAAGACAGGAUUGAUGUUGGCACAGAGAAGACGUGUGUGUCUGUGCUGUUCACAGUCUGUCUUCACUCAUGAAUUAGGAAUAAACCCCAAAGAACAAGACGCCAAGAGGACGCUGUGUAAUAGAAUUUAUGUCCUGCUUGAGUUCUGAUGAUAAAUAAUGAAUUCCCAUAGGCUGCAGUGAAGGAGAGAUUUGUGGGUAAUGUAGUCUAUGCAAAGGGAGUUUGUUUGUUUGUUUGUUUUUACCAUGGUGGCGUAGUGGUUAGCACUUUCGCCUUGCAGCUAGAAGAUCCCCGGUUCACAUCCCGGCCUUCCCGGGAUCUUUCUGCAUGGAGUUUGCAUGUUCUCCCUGUGCAUUUCUCUGGGUUCUCCAGCUUCCGCACACAGUCCAAAAUAUGCUGAGGUUAAUUGAUGAUUCUAAAUUGCCUGUAGGUGUGAAUGUGAGAGUGAUUGUUUGUCUGUAUAUGUAGCGACAGACUGGUGAUCUGUCCAGGGUGUCCCCUGUCUUCGCCCCAAGUCAGCUGGGAUAGGCUCCAGCCCCCCCACCACCCUAAUGAGGAUUAAGCAGUGUAUAGAUAAUGAAUGGAUGAAUGGAUGCUUUUACCAUGUGUGGAUAACGCAAUCAGCAGUCCAUUCAGGUAACACAGGUGUAGCUGUGUAGCUGCUUCUCUGGGCAGCAGGUGGCGAUACAAAAGAAACCUUGUGCCAUGUCACAACCUUACCAACUAAAAAAAAAAGCUGUUGAAAUGUCACAAUAGCAGCCAAAUGAAGAACGACUGAAUUUCAGUCCCUUUUACAACUUUAGUGCCAAAUAUUUCCCUCAUGUCGGUUUUACAUGAGCUCCACUUUUUUUUUAAUUUGCUGAAAUAUUAAUGCAUCAAAUAUAGAAAUAGAGUUGCCUUUGAGUCACCUUAUAAUAUGCUGCUCCCGCUCAACCUUGCCAAUUGAUGUAAUGAGCUCUUAAGCCUGUGCAGAGCUGAGGAGAUGUGCUGCUCCGCUGCUGGACUGGGAGAGGAGUCAGAGAGCUGCAGGGCACACGACUGUAACGAACACGGCUCCAAUUAAAGGAGGCCGAGUUCACGCUGGUACAUUUAGAAUCCCUGCACUCGUUGCGCUCUCACUGCUGCACUUCUUUUAGCCCUCAACCCUCCAAUGUCCAUUUAACCCACGUGUUUACUGCCUUAAAACCAACCAACGCUUUCUAUACUGUACAGGUCACCUACAGCGAAAUCUACAAAACUCUUAAGCGUGUGUUUGCGUGAGCGAGUGUGCGUCUGAGUGCGUGCGCGAUUGCUGUAUGUUUCUGAGCACUGUAGGUAAAAACGCAUCUGCUGUAACUCCCUCACUGUUGUGAUAAUUUAUUGAGCGUUGUAUUUAUACAUGACAAUGAUAAUAAAGCACCACAUGAGUAACUCGA
Amphiprion ocellaris (clown anemonefish) is the source of this 8751-nucleotide messenger RNA. RefSeq names its product guanine nucleotide binding protein (G protein), alpha activating activity polypeptide O, a (gene gnao1a). The transcript is spliced from 8 exons. Gene Ontology annotation, molecular function: GTP binding; G protein-coupled serotonin receptor binding; corticotropin-releasing hormone receptor 1 binding. Lineage: Eukaryota; Metazoa; Chordata; Actinopteri; Pomacentridae. Gene Ontology annotation, biological process: G protein-coupled dopamine receptor signaling pathway; adenylate cyclase-modulating G protein-coupled receptor signaling pathway. The record is from RefSeq and is a predicted model, not a curated record. Bases 601 to 1665 code for a protein of 354 amino acids. Gene Ontology annotation, cellular component: heterotrimeric G-protein complex.